AUGAAGGAGAAAGCUCGCCUCUGCAAGCUUCAACUACAGAAGGAGAAGCGUGUUGAGCGUGAGAGACUCCGGGAGGAGCGGAGGAAGGUAGCUGCUGCAAAACUAGCUGAGAAACAACACCAGAAGCUCCUCAACAACGCUAGAAAAGUUAUACAAUUGCCCUAA
Pyrenophora tritici-repentis Pt-1C-BFP is the source of this 165-nucleotide messenger RNA. The record is from RefSeq and is a predicted model, not a curated record. NCBI's taxonomy places the organism in Eukaryota, Fungi, Ascomycota, Dothideomycetes, Pleosporales, Pleosporaceae.